Molecule: messenger RNA, 279 nt
Organism: Adineta steineri
Lineage: Eukaryota; Metazoa; Rotifera; Eurotatoria; Adinetida; Adinetidae
Source: the annotation of a GenBank genome assembly
AUGUAUUUAACAUUAAAAACACGAUUGCUUGAUACAGAUGAAACGAUUUCAGAAGAUCUAUGUCGUAUAUUAUUACAUAAAUUUAUAGCAGAUUAUUUUCCAUCAAAAAAUCAAAUAUAUGAAAAUAAAAUUCUAUUAUUAAUUAGUCGUUAUGUUAUGAAAAUAAAUUUACUUGAUUACUUUUAUUCAAUAUUAUUUGGAAAAAAUCCAUCGUUUCGUUUUGAAUACCGUUUUAAUGCUUUGGAAAAAUUUGUGUUAAAAGUUUUAACAUCAGUUUAA